This is a messenger RNA of Capronia epimyces CBS 606.96, 1422 nucleotides long. RefSeq lists its product as uncharacterized. NCBI's taxonomy places the organism in Eukaryota, Fungi, Ascomycota, Eurotiomycetes, Chaetothyriales, Herpotrichiellaceae. The record is from RefSeq and is a predicted model, not a curated record. Gene Ontology annotation, molecular function: protein binding. The transcript has a single exon. Bases 1 to 1422 code for a protein of 473 amino acids.
AUGGACAUGCUCAGUCUCCCGCAAGAAAUCCUCGGUAACAUUCUAUCCUUUCUCUCGCCCGACUCCAUCAUCCGCUUCGGUCGGACUUGCAAACACGCCCACGAGUUCAUCAGUGCGCACAACCAACUCCUGUGGAAAUCGGCCUUCUUGCACAUCUUCGACGACCCCAAUGAUGCUUGGUCCUUGAUGCCGCCACCUGCCCGUCCGCAGAAGGGGUCAGGGUGGGAUUGGCAUGGGGAACUGCGGAAGAAGCUGCGGGCGUUACGGGCCAUCCGAUCGAAAUGGCGUGUCGCCGACACGCACGACGACGGCGAGGAGCACCUGGGCGCCGUCCUCAGCAUCCUCGACACGGCCAAGUUCGCCCCGACCGCUCGCGAGAUUGCCAACGGCAAGGUCCCGCUGGAGGACGACCGAUAUCUGUCGCUCAACCUCCAGGUCUUUGCAGACCUCGAUCGACAUCGAGAUGGGCUGGAGAACCUCAUCCACGACUCGGGAUUGCCUGGGCGGAUGAUGUAUUCGGGCGCGGACGGGAACCCGUGGAACUCUCCGACACGACCAGUCACACGGUCGAUGAGUUACGACGACCAGCAGAAAAGCCGGCCGGAGUCGGCGUCGCGACUGCACGUCCUGUACGGGCUCACGGUCCGCGAGCGCAUCACUCACAAGGCGCGUGGUGCCGCUCGUCGCAUGGCGUACGACUGGAGUCGUGUCGGGCCGGACAACGAAUAUGGCCCGUGGAAACGCGACGGCACCGGGCAGGUCGACUGGCCACUGCUGGAGGGCGUGUGCAGUGUGAUCGCGCGCAACUUUGAAAUGUGCGUCGAGGGCCACAUCACCAUGCCUCAAGGCUUAAGCUUCUCCAUCCCCCACCGCUCCUUGGUCGACCCGACCAAGCCAACAGACUGGGCCCGAGUCACGGGGACCUGGCUGGGCACAUAUUCCUUCCUCGACUACGCCGACCUCUUCGCCUUCAACACGUGGGCCGGCCAGCUCGGAGCUCGGCCCACGCUGGACGACACGCCUGAGGCUUGCGGAGAGUUGAUGAAGCUGGACCUCCAGCUCAACGACGAUAUUUCCACAGACCCGCGCCUGCAGACCUCCCUCCCUACCUGUCCAGACCUGCCCAAGCUGUUCUUCUCCGGCAUAUCGCGAUCACACGUCGGCAUCCAACGGCCUGCCAUCGCCGUCCGCGGCUUCGCAUGCCUUGCACCUAGCGGGAGAGAGGUACGAUGGCGGUUUAUCAUCGCCUAUGGAGGUCAAGACCAGUGGCAGCUCGAAGGGAUCCAGCCCGGCGGCAUCAGAUCAGGAGGGGUGUAUGGCCUCUGGUCGCAGUGUGACCAUGAAGUCAACGGCCCCGUUGGCCCGUUUUGCUAUUUUCCUGCCGAACUGUGCAAGUCCACCAGCGUGAUAUUGCUGGCUUGA